This is a messenger RNA of Malus domestica (apple), 987 nucleotides long. Its product is annotated as protein DMP9-like. NCBI's taxonomy places the organism in Eukaryota, Viridiplantae, Streptophyta, Magnoliopsida, Rosales, Rosaceae. Gene Ontology annotation, biological process: endomembrane system organization. The record is from RefSeq and is a predicted model, not a curated record.
CACAAAACCAAUCAAUCGAACUUUCCCAGAGAGAGAACAACCGCAAAAAUGGACCAAAAGACUGACGGCGUCGGAAUCAAAAUCUACAAUAAUGUAGUCUACGGGGAUCCACACGACGACGAGGCCACCAAAUCUCCACCAAAGCCACCGCAACCUUCUUCUUCAUCUCAGCCUCUGCCCCUGCUCCGACUGAACCCGGACCACUUGCACGGCCGUAAACGGCGUGCCGUUGCGAAAGGGGUCCAGAAAACCCUAUCCAAGACUUCAAUGCUGGCCAACUUUCUUCCCACGGGCACUCUCCUAACCUUUGAAAUGGUUCUCCCCGCUAUCUACACAACCGGGGAGUGCACGCGUGUCACCACCAUGAUGACGUACGGGAUCUUGGGCAUGUGCGCCCUCUCAUGCUUUUUCUUCCACUUCACGGACAGUUUCCGUGGUCCGGACGGGAAGUUGUACUAUGGGUUCGUGACGCAGAAAGGGCUAGCGGUGUUUAAACCGGGCCUGAUGGUGGAGGUGCCGAAGGAGGAGAGGUACAAGUUGGGGCUGUCGGACUUCGUUCAUGCCAUUAUGUCCGUCAUGGUGUUUGUGGCGAUCGCAUUUUCGGACCGCCGCGUGACGGACUGUUUGUUUCCGGGGCACGAGAAGGACAUGGAUGAAGUGAUGGAGAGUUUCCCGUUGAUGGUGGGAAUCGUGUGCAGCGGCUUGUUUCUUGUGUUUCCGAGUACUCGCUACGGGAUUGGCUGCAUGGCUGCAUGGCUGCGUGAAUGAAGCAGAUGCGUAAUUCAAGAUACAGUUUUAUUAGUUAAUGAUGUUUGUAUUUCUGUAAGUUGUAUUAAUAUGUUAUGUUGUUUGUGUUUAUAUAUAUAAUAUAUGUUAUAUUGGAAAGAAGUGUUUCGGGAACCAGGUUCGGUACAUCAACCAAUUAUAUUAUUAUAUUUAGUUUAUCCGUCCAUAUAUCUGGCACAAUAAAAAAUCUCUCGUUAUAUU